This is a messenger RNA of Talaromyces amestolkiae, 1542 nucleotides long. RefSeq lists its product as uncharacterized. The coding region runs from base 1 to 1542 and encodes 513 amino acids. Gene Ontology annotation, cellular component: nucleolus. Gene Ontology annotation, biological process: ribosomal large subunit assembly. The transcript is spliced from 4 exons. The record is from RefSeq and is a predicted model, not a curated record. Gene Ontology annotation, molecular function: protein binding. NCBI's taxonomy places the organism in Eukaryota, Fungi, Ascomycota, Eurotiomycetes, Eurotiales, Trichocomaceae.
AUGGCGACCCUCUUACCCCCUCCGAGCAAGAAACAAAAACGAGAAAUCGCCGACAGGGCUCGCGAACAACAAGAAAUCGAAGUUAUUCCUCGAACUCUUGGCAGCGUUGUGCUUCAAUUUAUCGAUGAGUCUACCGGAACGCCCACCAAGGGUGAAAUCAAGGUCCCUGUUGCAAAUACUAGCGUGCGAGAGCUUGAGACCAUACUCAACACCAUUUUGAACAAUACGGAACAUGAUCGAGUGCCAUAUAGGUUUGCCUACAAAUCCGAACAGGAAGAUGGACCGACGGUCGAUAUCCUCUCCGAUCUAUACGACGCAUUGAUCAAACCCGGCUUGAAAACUACUGAAGAUGUCAUACGCCUCCAUUACACCCCGCAAGCUGUUUUCAAAGUGAAGGCAGUCUCAAGAUGCUCCGCCGCAAUAGCUGGACAUGGUUCUGCAAUCUUGGCUAUAGCGUUUUCUCCCGUUUCGUCGUCGACUAUGGUGACAGGCAGCGGCGACAAUACCGCUAGGAUAUUUGACUGCGAUACCGGUACACCGAUCGAAACUUUGAAAGGACACACAGAUUGGGUUUUGGCAGUAUCAUUUUCACCAAAUGGGCAAAUGAUAGCUACAGGAAGUAAAGAUAAAUCUGUGCGACUUUGGUCUUCAAACAAGGGAAAGCCAUUGGGUACACUCAAGGGUCAUAGUCGAUGGAUCAACAGUUUAUCGUGGGAACCAUACCAUACACAAGAGGACGGCCGACCGCGCCUGGCGUCUGCGUCCAAGGAUACAACAGUUAGGAUAUGGGAUGUUGUCAAUAAAAGAAUUGAAAUGGUUCUAAGCCAUAAGGACUCCGUGACUUGUGUGCGUUGGGGCGGUAUCGGGAAGAUCUAUACUGCGUCUUUGGACAAGACUGUUCGAGUUUGGUCUGCUAAAGACGGUACUUUGAUUACCGCGCUAAAUGCUCAUACACAUCGUGUCAAUCAUCUCGCUCUUUCGACUGACUUUGUGUUACGAACUGCUUUCCACGAUCAUACGCAUAAGAUUCCCGAAACAGAAGCUGAGAAGGUGGAGGUAGCGAAGAAGCGGUUCGAGAAGGCUGCUACUGUUCAGGGCAAAAUCACGGAGAGGCUUGUAUCAGCCAGUGACGAUUUUACGAUGUACCUUUGGGACCCAGAGAGCUCGACGAAACCUGUUGCAAGGAUGUUGGGUCAUCAGAAGGCAGUGAAUCACGUCACAUUUUCUCCUGAUGGGGCUUAUAUUGCAAGCGCUGCAUUUGAUAAUCACGUCAAGCUCUGGAAUGCUCGAGACGGAAAAUUCAUCAACACCCUUCGAGGCCAUGUAGCAGCAGUCUAUCAAUGCUGCUUCUCGGCAGACUCAAGGCUACUCGUUAGCUCAUCUCAAGAUAGCACACUCAAGAUAUUUGAUGUUCGCACAGGGAAGCUAGUCAUGGAUCUACCGGGCCAUGAGGAUCAAGUCUUUGCUGUAGACUGGUCACCAGAUGGGGAACGAGUGGGCAGUGGAGGUGCGGACAAAAAAGUUAGAAUAUGGCGACAUUGA